Messenger RNA from Daldinia decipiens, 864 nucleotides. RefSeq lists its product as uncharacterized. The record is from RefSeq and is a predicted model, not a curated record. NCBI's taxonomy places the organism in Eukaryota, Fungi, Ascomycota, Sordariomycetes, Xylariales, Hypoxylaceae. The coding region runs from base 1 to 864 and encodes 287 amino acids. The transcript has 3 exons.
AUGCCGUCGCUUGUGGUGAAUAGAGGGCGUCCUCUCCUAACUGAACAGUCGCUAAAUGCUAAUACUACCCUAGGCGCCGAUUUAGUACGGGAGAUAUGGCAACGUGCAGCAACGGAUCCCAAGGACAAAUCCCAUGGAGUGCAGUCGGUACUCCGUAAGCUUGGCGUCCAAGUCGUCGAUCCGACUCCAGGGAUGCACUUCCACGACCUCUAUAGAAAACCUUUCGUAGCACUUCUGCGAUGGACAAAUGAUUCAAAGAUUUUAUUGUGUGCAUCGGGGCCCAAGCUAGCUGAUCAACCUUCUUGGGUCCCAGACUGGAACUCUGGGAAAAGGCAGCAAUGGUUCAACUCGAAAUAUGCCGACAUUGGAAACGAUUAUACUGAUGCAAUGCAACUCCCAUCUGAGUUGUUCGACAUGAGUCUUUUAGGUCAGCGAGGAUAUGCCAGUACCAAAACUUCGGGUUUAUGUCAUAUCAACGAGGACCUCAUGGUCUUAUAUAUUAAAGGGGUUGUGAUUGGGACAAUCCUUUGGGCGAGUGAUAGUUUCAAAGAAACCGCCAAUGAACAUCCCUCCAUAGCGGAUGACACUCACUUACGGAAUAUUUCCAUCUUCCGAGAUUUCUAUACGUGCCCAAGCCAGUCAUCAUCAGUACCACCCGGGACACUUUUCAGAACCUUUAACGGAAGUAACUCAUCACUAUUUUGGACAAUACAGACGAUGAGUAGUCUCCCUCCAAAUGUGAUUCUAUCGACAUUAAAAAAAGAGAAGGGUUCUGGGCAAACCUCUACGGACCUUGCCCACAAACCAGGUACCCAGGUUGGAGAUAUUCUCAUUAUCCUUGAGGGAGUCAAUGUAGACUGGUAG